AUGAAGCUGAAAGUGAUUAUUUCGUGUGUGCUUAUUUUUGCUGUGACCGUUGUAUCCUGUGAACGUUCAAAACACAAAGCUUCGUACCGUGAGGAGCAUCCUCGUGAAACUUGUCAAAAGUUUAACAAGCAGAUACAAAUAUUUCGACCGCAAGGGUUAGAGCUAAAACAAAAUGUUGCGAAAAACCUGCGUUCUAUUGAUCUAGAGGUGUACAUUAAUCAAGAGAAUGCCACACAUAGCUCGUAUGACAUUUGGGCAAACGCUACGGUCGCACAUCGUGGACAGAAGCAGUUAAUCAUAAAGCAUCCCUCGGUAGUAGUCCUUCCACGGGAUUCAUUUCAGUACUCCAUUACCGAACAUUACCGACAUGGACCUUCGAAGCAGUUUAACUGUGAAUUCCGUGUAAAUGGAGAACGCAUGAAGGUUGUGCCCAGACCAAAUAUUGCACAGCACUGCUACGUGUUUCGUCCCAAAAUUACUCAACCCAGUGUAAAGCGCAACUAUGCCGCUGAGAAAGCUCUACUAGAGGAAAAGAUCAACGAUCAUCUUACAUUAUGUGAAGGAACAUAUGUAACAAAUCUACUCGUCCUAACCGAUGUCUACGAGGGCAUUCAGACUAAGCAAGCACUAGAACAAUACGUGGUUAAUCGGCUUAACUCACUGCUGCCGGCGGUAGACUGGCGUGAAACGGUGGAGAACGUUUACCUUAAUCAAGACAGGAUAGUGUUUGCCGUAAAAUCGAAAUUAACGAAGCUGAAAAUCCUUCACAGCAUCCGGGACACUGAUGUGGCUAAAACUAUCAUUGAUUAUAAAGAGCUUGGCCUUGUGGUAGAUGACUAUAAAGAGAGUAGUGGGGAUUAUGAUAAGUAGGAUAGUACUACUGUCUGAAAAUCCCUCAUCAAAAUUUACGAAAAUAAUUAAUA
Anopheles moucheti is the source of this 923-nucleotide messenger RNA. RefSeq lists its product as uncharacterized. The record is from RefSeq and is a predicted model, not a curated record. The transcript is spliced from 2 exons. NCBI's taxonomy places the organism in Eukaryota, Metazoa, Arthropoda, Insecta, Diptera, Culicidae. Bases 1 to 870 code for a protein of 289 amino acids.